GAGGGGUGUGGGGAGCUGCAGGCCACUCAACUGCUAAGGGUGGGUCACAGAGACAGAGACUUUCAGUCCCAGUCAGUAGAAGCAGACAUGGAGCUGGGGUCUACUGUAACUGCUGUGAGGAGCCAGAGGGUCCUGAUAGGAGACCAUGUCUGUCCUGCUGUUGUCCUCAUAAAGGAUGGAAGAAUUCAUCAAAUCCUCACCGAAAUCAACUCCUCUGCAGAUGCUGGAUGUGAGGAGGUGCUUGACGUCGGCGACAGUGUGGUGAUGCCCGGCAUUGUGGACAGCCAUGUCCAUGUGAAUGAACCAGGACGCACCUCCUGGGAGGGUUUCUGGACAGCCACCAGGGCUGCUGCAGCUGGAGGGGUGACCACGAUUGUAGACAUGCCCCUAAAUAGCGUCCCUCCAACCACCACUCUGGAUAAUUUUCACGAGAAGCUGCGGGAGGCGACAGGGAAGUGUUUUGUGGACAUGGCCUUCUGGGGAGGUGUAAUUCCUAAUAAUCAGCUUGAACUGCGGCCCAUGAUCCAAGCUGGAGUAGCUGGCUUCAAAUGUUUCCUCAUCCAUAGUGGUGUGGAGGAGUUUCCCCACGUGACUGACUCGGAUCUACACACUGCCCUGAAGCAGCUGCAAGGCACAGGAAGUGUCUUGCUGUUUCAUGCAGAGUUAGAUGUUGAGCAAAUAAUAGAGGAGACAGAUGACCCUUGUCAGUACUCCACUUUUCUCCAGUCCAGGCCAGAUAUCAUGGAGAUAGAGGCCAUUCGCAAUGUCACAGAACUCUGCCUGCAGUACCAGGUGCGGUGCCAUAUUGUUCAUUUGUCCUCUGCCAAGUGUCUGAAACUGAUCCAGGCGGCGCGGCAGGCCGGGGCCCCGCUGACGGUGGAGACGACCCACCACUACCUCACACUGUGUGCUGAGAACAUACCUGCAGGGGCCACUCAGUUCAAGUGCUGUCCUCCCAUCAGAGGAUCAGAGAACCAGGAGCAGUUAUGGUCAGCAUUGAAAGCUGGGCAGAUUGACAUGGUAGUGUCUGAUCACUCUCCCUGCACCCCGGAUCUUAAGAAACUGGAUAGUGGAGACUUCACUCAGGCCUGGGGAGGAAUUUCUUCACUGCAGUUUGGUUUGCCUCUGUUCUGGAGUUCAGCCAGACAGAGAGGCUUCCAGCUGUGUGAUGUGGCGAGGCUUCUCAGCCACAGAACAGCCCAGCUGUGCAGUCUUGACAGCCAGAAAGGCAGAUUGAGCCCCGGCUAUGAUGCCGACUUGGUUAUAUGGGACCCAGAAAGAGAAUUUGAGGUAAGAAUGAGUCCUUAUCCUAAACAUACGAAUCAGCUUUGUUUCAUCGUCUGUUGUACUUCACAGGUUCAAGAAGCAGGUAUUCACCAUAAAAACAAGACAACUCCUUACCUUGGUACCACACUGCAUGGAGUGGUGUGUGCGACUAUCCUCAGAGGACGGCUGGUGUACAAAGAAGGCUCCUUCUGCCCCGAGCCUCUGGGCAAACACCUCCUCAUCCCUCAGAGGGAAACUCAAACGCAGCUCUGAAGCAUUCAAAUGACUCUCACAGACUUUCAAUUGAAAAAGAACCUGGAACAACUGCUUGUUUGAUGGAUUGUUGAAGACAUGAUUGUAACCAGUAAUACUGUCAGAGUCAGACUGUAUAUUAAAAUGUCAGCAUUUUCCAUCUGAACAAAGUUACUAAAACAUCAGUAAAUUCAAAGAAAGACUA
Molecule: messenger RNA, 1723 nt
Organism: Platichthys flesus (European flounder)
Lineage: Eukaryota; Metazoa; Chordata; Actinopteri; Pleuronectiformes; Pleuronectidae
Product: Allantoinase, mitochondrial
Exons: 10
Coding region: 88-1539 (483 amino acids)
Biological process (GO): purine nucleobase catabolic process; allantoin catabolic process
Cellular component (GO): cytoplasm
Molecular function (GO): cobalt ion binding; allantoinase activity; zinc ion binding
Source: RefSeq, a predicted model, not a curated record